Molecule: messenger RNA, 611 nt
Organism: Brassicogethes aeneus
Lineage: Eukaryota; Metazoa; Arthropoda; Insecta; Coleoptera; Nitidulidae
Source: the annotation of a GenBank genome assembly
UGGGUGAAAAGAUUGUCAAAGCUGUCAAAGUUUUCGCGAAUAGUUUCAAAUAAAUAUCAAACAAAAUGGCCCAAAUAUCGUCCGUAGAACAACCCAACAUGAAACAAAUCGACUUGACAACGUUAAGCGUUCCACAAUUGACAGCGUUAAAACAACAGUUAGAUCAGGAAUUAAAUUUGUUUCAAGAAUCUUUGACGUCUCUUAAAAUGGCACAGGGGAAAUUCCAGAAUUCCGGGGAAACUUUGGAGAAAAUCAACCCUGAGUCUGAGGGAAAAGAGAUUUUAGUCCCCCUAACUGGAUCUAUGUAUGUGCCUGGAAAAUUAAUGGACACACAAAAAGUUAUUAUUGAUAUUGGAACUAGAUAUUAUGCAGAAAAAGAUCUUGAUACUGCAAAAGAUUAUUUCCAAAGAAAAACUAAAUUUGUGACAGAGCAAAUGGAAAAAAUCCAGAUUCUUGGACUGGAAAAAAGUAGAAUUAGGGACACAAUUGUAGAAAUUUUGGAGUUAAAAUUAAAACAGAAACAAAAUUGAGUUUUUGCUGUUAUUAUUAUUAUUAUAAAUUUACUUAUUUAUUUAAGGAUAUAAGUUUUUGUGAGUAUUUUAUAAUAAAAC